Cynoglossus semilaevis (tongue sole) is the source of this 2879-nucleotide messenger RNA. RefSeq names its product arylsulfatase G (gene arsg). Gene Ontology annotation, molecular function: arylsulfatase activity. The transcript is spliced from 11 exons. The coding region runs from base 721 to 2406 and encodes 561 amino acids. Lineage: Eukaryota; Metazoa; Chordata; Actinopteri; Pleuronectiformes; Cynoglossidae. The record is from RefSeq and is a predicted model, not a curated record.
CGUUGUUGAUUAUAACACUGUAGCAGUGUCUUCUGUGGUGUAGCUCCAUCCAUGUCAUACAAAAGAUGAUUUGACACUGUUUUUUGUUUUCUUUUUUCAUUUCAAAACGUAAUUCUAUCUUUCUACAGAGACCGUCCGUAGCAGCUGGUCAUUAAGACAGUAGUUUCUUUUUUUAGACUUACAUCUUUUCAAUUCCUGGAGGGGUGUGAUGCAGCAGUUGGUCCUACAGAGUUUUAUUUAGUCUUAGUCAUGUGGGCUUUUUUAAAAAUAAAGAUAUAUAUUUAUCAUAGGGCAGCAGUAAAGAAUAUGAAAUAUUACAUUUCUUGAUAUAGAAAUUUAUUAUUGCACAGGUUGGUCAUGAGGAGUUUUUAAUAACGCACAUGGUAUAUUUUGUUCAAAUGUUCUUACAUGGACACGGCUAAACGGUAAUUUAAACGUGUCUAUAUUAAUAUUUACUUUUUUUUUUUAUGUAAUAAUGUGAUGUUUUAGUUGGUAACUUUUAGUUGACAACUUUAUGAACUUCCGUUCCGUCCUCAUGCAGCUGACGCAAUCAAGUUAUCAACCAACAGCGGGAGGCGCGUGCGCUCGUAGUGGAGGAACCUGAUUAAAAACCGAUGGAGGACUUUCAUAGUAAAAGUCUUUUCAAAUUCAAAAAAUAGUUCACUGUAGCGUGAGUACCACCGAUACUACGACCCCCUCCACUCCACGAUUCUGGCCCCAAUGGCCAAGUCAUUCUCUGUUCAUCUUCUGGUUGCAACGCUUCAGCUGCUCCACACAUCCUCCCAGCAUGAGGCUGGAGAUGACAAACAGCCCAAUUUCAUCAUCAUACUGGCAGAUGACAUCGGCUGGGGUGAUCUGGAUGCAAACCAGCCAGAAAAAAAGGCAGACAACACACCUUAUCUCGACCUGAUGGCUGAACAAGGGCUCAGACUGACAGACUUCCACUCCCCGGCUUCCACCUGCUCACCUUCACGCGCUGCCAUCCUGACUGGACGCUACGGUCUCAGAAACGGGGUGACCCAUAACUUUGCUGUGAAUUCUGUGGCAGGUCUGCCUUUAUCUGAGGUUACAUUGGCAGAGCUGCUACAGAAAUCUGGGUACUACACAGCCAUGGUCGGUAAAUGGCACCUGGGCCACAACGGACCCUACAGCCCAACUAACAGAGGUUUCGACUACUACUUAGGAAUUCCAUACAGUAAUGAUAUGGGCUGCACUGACACUCCAGGAUAUAAUCUGCCCCGGUGUUUACCCUGUGACUCAUCUUCACCUCAAGCCUUAAGGGUAAAGAGGAGACUAGACAAAGGCUGUUACACCAAAGUGGGGCUUCCUCUGAUGGAAAACAGCAGCAUAGUGGAGCAGCCACUGAACCUGUGGACACUGAGCCAACAGUACACAUCUGCUGCCACCAGGGUUAUACACAAUGCAAGGCAGAGAGGGCAACCCUAUCUGCUGUACGUGGCCUUGGCUCACAUGCACGUUCCUCUGGCUCCUCCACCUCCUCCACCUCCUCCUGAUGCUGUGGUCCUGACUGCUGCUGACCACACAGUCUACAGCAGCAGUCUCAGAGAGAUGGACAGUUUAAUAGGAGCGGUGAAGAAGGUUUCUGAUGACACAGACCAGAACAAUACUCUCAUCUGGUUCACUGGAGACAAUGGGCCUUGGGAGCAGAAGUGUCAGUACGCAGGAAGUGUUGGUCCAUUUGUUGGAAAGUGGCAAACCAGCAGAGGGGGAGGCUCAGCCAAGAGGACCACCUGGGAAGGAGGUCACCGGGUGCCAACAGUGGCUUAUUGGCCAGGAAAGAUCUCUGCCAACAGUACCAACUCUGCUCUGCUCAGUGGUAUGGACAUCUUUACUACCCUGCUGUCUCUGGCUGGAGUAACGCCCCCUGCAGACAGACGCUACGAUGGCAUGGAUGCCACAGAUGUUCUGCUGCAUGGUAAACAGACUGGGCAUGAGUUCCUCUUCCACCCUAACAGUGGCGCUGCAGGUAGAUUUGGCGACCUACAAACGGUCCGAAGAGGGAAACACAAAGCUUUCUACAUCACAGGAGCAGCGGAGUCAUGUGGGGGUGGUACAGGUGGGCAGCAGCUCCAUAAUCCACCUUUAAUUUUUGACCUGGAGCAGGAUGGAGCUGAGGAAACGCCUCUGGACAUCAGGACCCCAGAAUACCAGGCUGUGGCUGAGAAGAUUGACCAAAGGAGAGAGGAGCUGCUGUGGGACAUCGCCACAGACAGGUCUGUGUCCUCAGCAGACUAUAGCACAGACAAGUCAGCGGCUCCCUGUUGUGACUCCAGGCAGCCCGUGUGUCGCUGCCAGCCAACGAGUCGGCAGGUGGGGGCGCUCCAUCACUUGUGCCUUCACGUCAGAGAAGAACUGAGGAGAUCACAGAUGGGAGUAAACCUCUAGGGGGGACGAGACACAGCACUGUCUCUGCUGGAGGACGGCGUCAGAUGUUUGUUUGUAGAGCGCAGUGUUUGUUAGGUCCAACGUCCAGAUGUAGCAGGAGGAGGAGGACGUGCAAAUCAGCAGGGAGCAAACAGAUGCUGGAGGAUGAAGAGCUGGACUUUGAGUCAGGGAGUAGAGGAAAGGUCCAGGUGAGACUCCUCGGUCCGGUCAGUGCCGUUAGGAAAUGACUGGCAUCCCAUAUAAAUAUUAAAUAUUUUAACUAGUAGUAGUUAAAUAGCAGUUGAAUAUUUUGGUCAUAUAUAUAUAAAUACUUGAAGAUGUUUAUCCAUCUUAUAGUAAUCUUUUUAUCCUUAAACUAAAUUUCUUAGGUUUGGAUCUACUGUUUGGCUAAUUCUUUGCUGCUACUUGGCUAACCUUUAGAUUCUUGUCUGUCAAAUUAUUUCUCAUUAAAUUACAUUUUAAAAGUUUUUAAA